Paramuricea clavata is the source of this 1361-nucleotide messenger RNA. Lineage: Eukaryota; Metazoa; Cnidaria; Anthozoa; Malacalcyonacea; Plexauridae. The record is from the annotation of a GenBank genome assembly.
ACGAACGGAUAAAGCGAUAGAACAAUUGCGAUAUUUCUUAAGAAACGUGGAAGAUAAAUCAGAACAGGAUCUAAGAAAGGUAUCAUAGAAUUUUAUACUCAUUUGCAAACAUGUUUUGUAAUAAAUCAUAGGGUAGGAACUUGAGUGUCGGUCACUCCGUUGUCCCUAGAGCCCCAUACCUAUAACACCAUACUUAUAACACCAUACGUAUAACACCAUACCUAUAACACCAUACCUAUAACACCAUACGUAUAACACCAUACCUAUAACACCAUACCUAUAACACCAUACCUAUAACACCAUACCUAUAACACCAUACCUAUAACACCAUACCUAUAACACCAUACCUAUAACACCAUACCUAUAACACCAUACCUAUAACACCAUACGUAUAACACCAUACCUAUAACACCAUACCUAUAACACCAUACCUAUAACACCAUACCUAUAACACCAUACCUAUAACACCAUACCUAUAACACCAUACCUAUAACACCAUACCUAUAACACCAUACCUAUAACACCAUACCUAUAACACCAUACCUAUAACACCAUACCUAUAACACCACACCUAUAACACCACACCUAUAACACCAUACCUAUAACACCAUACCUAUAACACCAUACCUAUAACACCAUACCUAUAACACCAUACCUAUAACACGAUGCACAAAAAUAUAUUUCUACAGUCAUGUUUUCAACUAAUUAUGAAAGCUAUGGUUCAUCAUACACACAAAUGAACAUAAUUUUAAACUGUGUAAAAUAUUUUAGGCAUUAAUUCAGCAAUUGAUUGAUAUAUUAAUGAACGGUGUGAGUGAGAGAAGUUACAUGAUGCAACUGACGAGUCCUGCCUCGCCAUCCAAAACAUCUUUUACCGGCUCCAGUUUCCAAUCCAAUACUCAGUUCUCGGAUAAAGGGUAUGUAGUCAAUAUAAGUAUUUGUAUAUAUACUUUUGUAUAUAUUUGUAUAUAUACAAAUUUGGAGUACAAAUUCGACAUUGCACGCCAAAUUUGGAUUACUUAUUUUAUGAUACACACUGCAGUACUGUACUCAGCUUUAAUCUGAAUAGUACUAUCUAACUGUUGUACAGGGUGUCCCAAAAAUUGGUUAAUUACUAUAACGUUUAGUAAUUAAUGAACAACAGAUGGGACAGCUUUUGGGACACCCUGUAUAACCAGUUGGUCACAGAGUUUUUGUUGACGAAGGUUGAAUGUACACCGAACUGACCAUAUGGCGCUUAUUCAUGUAGCAGAUCUUUUGACUAAUUAUAUAGUAACAUUUUUUUACCCUCUAGUUUAUGUUUCGUUCCUCGCAACGUAACAGAAGACGUGAUUUUAUUGUUGUUGCUUAAAGAAGCCUUG